Molecule: messenger RNA, 3285 nt
Organism: Osmia bicornis bicornis
Lineage: Eukaryota; Metazoa; Arthropoda; Insecta; Hymenoptera; Megachilidae
Product: cGMP-dependent protein kinase 1-like
Exons: 14
Coding region: 454-2661 (735 amino acids)
Biological process (GO): protein phosphorylation
Molecular function (GO): cGMP-dependent protein kinase activity; ATP binding
Source: RefSeq, a predicted model, not a curated record
UUCAUCCAGUAUUAUCGAGACCGUCCUGUCGAUAACACCUCGACUCCAUCGAACCAGACCCAUUUGUUCAUCGUCUACCUUGAACAUGCACAUCGUACCUCACACCUAUCCCUUUUUAAUAUUUAAAGAUCGUCGAUUUGAAUGAUACCGGAAAGGUGGUCAUCUGAUUUCGGUGCAAGUGAAAAAUGAAAGUUAUAAAAUAAGAUCAUUGUUCAUGAAUCAUUUGUAGAGUGAUCCACUUUCUAAUUGACGAGGAUAAUCAAUCUGCGUGAUAUCGUGCCUGGUUACGGACAAUGAAUCUCGAAAGUAGACUGUGGAUGAUCAACAGUGAACAACGUUCUGUAAUUUUGUGAACUGACGAAGAAUAUUCCUUUGUGAAGCGAAAAAGAGAUAGAAACUUUGAAAAGAGCUAAGAGAGUGUGCUUCCGACAUGCGUUGGAUGAAGAUGAUACGAUGAGGUUCUCGUGUUUCCCGCGAGCAAGUAUCCUGGGACAGAGGGGUAGCAUCAAUCUUACCCCUCUGCCCGGCAACGUCGAGGCGAAUCAUGUGAACACCUUUAAUGUGAAUGGAAGUACAACGACCCCUGUGGCGACUAGUUACAAACGAUCCGGAGAAUUAGACGUAACUCACGGCGUGAUACGACCGCUACCUGGUAGCGCUGUAUCGAAUGGAACCGGUCCACCCCUAAGUUCCAGUGGAAAAGGUAAAGCACCGAUGCCACCCCGACAGGAUCAAAACCACCUUCCGACGCAUCAUGAAAAUGAACGGGAAGAUGCUAGAAGUUCCGAUGGUUCUGAUCAACCCUCUAAUAAUCCCAGAGGGGGUAUUAUUGGUAGAACUCCGACACCACCCUCUGCGCCUACCCCCGUUUACGAAAAGGAUUCCAAGAGUAGACGACUGAUCAAGAGAGCGAUUUUAGAGAACGAGUUCCUUGGAAAUCUUGAAGAGAACUUAGUAGAAGCACUGGUGUCUGCUAUGUACUCUAAAACGAUACCACCAAAUACUUUGGUUAUUAAAGAAGGAGAUAUAGGGUCCCAUCUCUAUGUGUCUGCGGAGGGAGAGUUCGACAUAUAUAAGGGUAAUAAAUUCCAAAGAAGUUUUGGACCAGGUAUCGCAUUCGGGGAAAUCGCUUUGUUGUACAACUCGAAAAGGCUUCGAUCAAUUAAUGUGAAGAAGGGUGGAAAAGUAUGGGUACUCGAUCGAUCAGUGUUCCUCACAGUGAUGAUGAGAACAGCUCAGGAAAGAUUAGAAGGGAACAUCCGGUUUCUUCGACAAGUAUCCGUUCUCCAAAAGUUACCAGAACCAAAGGACCACCUGCUUGCUAAAAUUUCCGAUCUGUUACGCGUGGAAUUCUUCCCAGCUGGGGCUAAAAUAGUGAGACAAGGAGAGAAGGGUGACAAAUUUUACAUAAUUAGCGGUGGAAAUGUUAGAAUCACUAAGGACACCGAAUACGGAGACGAAGAGGAGCUGGUAGUCCUCGGAAAGGGACAAUAUUUUGGGGAGAAGGCUCUUUAUGACGACGCCGGUGAAAAUCGACGACACGCUAACGUGGUCGCCCUGGCGCCUGGCGUCGAAUGUUUAACCCUGGACCGACAGUCGUUCUUGAAUGAUUUGGGCGGUCUCGAUGAAAUACGCAACAAAGAUUGGGUAGCGGAAUACGAGAGACAGAAACGAUCUUUGACACCGAAGAAAUGGACGAACAAGUACUCGAACGUGACAUUGGCCGAUUUGGAGACCAGAGGUACUCUGGGAGUUGGCGGAUUCGGACGGGUCGAAUUGGUCACUUUGAAAUCUGAUUCUCAGAAGAGUUUUGCCUUGAAGAAACUGAAGAAGAAGGAGAUGGUUGAACAGCAACAACAGGAGCAUGUGUUGAAUGAAAAACAUAUUAUGCAGGCAUGCGAAUCACCGUUUAUUUGCAAACUCUACCAGACCUACAAGGACAGCAAAUACGUCUAUUUCCUGAUGGAAGUCUGUCUAGGCGGUGACGUAUGGACGACUCUUCAAAGGAGACGAUAUUUCGAUGAUGCGACUGCCAAAUUUAUGGUGGGAUGCGUGGUGGAAGCUCUGGAUCAUCUUCAUUCGUUGAACAUCGUCUAUAGAGAUUUGAAACCGGAGAAUCUUAUGUUCGAUACUCGUGGAUAUUUAAAAUUAGUUGACUUCGGUUUCAGUAAAAAAAUUGGUCCAUCGAAAACCUGGACGUUCGCUGGCACACCUGAAUACGUGGCACCGGAGAUUAUUUUGAACAAAGGACACGACAGGGCGGUUGAUUACUGGGCUCUUGGAAUUUUGGCUCAUGAAUUACUAGUGGGUAAACCACCGUUCCGGGGUUCAGAUCAUAUGAGUACUUAUAAUAAAAUCUUGAAAGGAAUUGAAGUAGUUGGAAUACCAAGUAUCGUUAACAAAAAUGCAGACAGUCUGAUAAGAAAACUUCUUCGUAUAAGGCCCUCGGAACGUUUAGGAUAUCAGAAGAACGGUAUCCAAGAUAUUCGGGACCACAAAUGGUUCAAUGGAUUCAAUUGGCAAUCUUUACAAAAACUCAGAAUGCCAGCACCCAUCGUCCCUACGGUGCGAAGUGAAAUUGACACAAGGAAUUUCGAAACGUAUCACCCAGAUCGCAAUAUUCCACCUGACGAAUUCUCUGGAUGGGACACGAACUUUUAACGCAAGACAUCAUGAUAAUGAUUUAUUCAUUCGGAUAAUAAUGAAAAUCUUGAAUUAUUCAUUUUCCGACAAUACAUGAUAUCAGUAUUUCUCGAAACAAUGCUUUCAGAUCUUUCACUUCAGAUGCUUUCACUUUCCUUAUCUUUCUUGCUAUUAAAUCCUACAUCUUCUACUUCUGUGUUAAGGUAUUGUUUAAGAAAUAACGUAUCGUUUAAGAAAUUUAAUAAUUUUCAUUUAUUUUCCUUUUCACCUAAUAAAAAAUUUAGAACAGACGGAUGAAUUAUAAUCAAAUAUUAUACUUAGCAUCCUCAAAACGUAUCGUUACCUCUUUCACCUGCACCUUGAUCUUCAUCGCUCGAAGAUCCUUUGUGCAUACUAAAAAUUUUUUCAUCAAGUAUUUCGUACGCUAUUUGCUUCUGUUCCGCUUACAGCAAAUGGUCUUUGUAGCGAGGGUCCAAAACCAUAGUAAAAACGAAUGAUUACGCUGUAAUUAGAUAAGUCCAUCCCUGCGGAUGUAUAGGAUGAUUCAUAAAGAGAUACUCUGCGAUCGAAAAAGUUUAUUAUCAUGAGAACUAUUGAGUACGUCAUUGUUACCAGUUAUUAAUAAAUUGAUACGUGAGUUAA